Sycon ciliatum is the source of this 2424-nucleotide messenger RNA. RefSeq lists its product as uncharacterized. Gene Ontology annotation, molecular function: nucleic acid binding. The transcript is spliced from 5 exons. Bases 514 to 2424 code for a protein of 636 amino acids. Lineage: Eukaryota; Metazoa; Porifera; Calcarea; Leucosolenida; Sycettidae. The record is from RefSeq and is a predicted model, not a curated record.
UUAGUGCGGGGCGGGUUCUGGUGCACUUUUUGACCUUUGACCUUUGGGCCAAAUAAGGCACACUGUGUCGGGCUCGUUUGGUCUGGCUCGGGGACUCCCCCAGGGUUUGACCUUUGACCUUUGGGUUAAAUAAGGCACACUGUGUCGGGCGCGCUUGGUCUGGCCCCGGGACUCCCCCAGGGUUCGACCUUUGGCCCUGCCAUGCCAUAAAUGUCAUCAUGUUCUUUUCCGUGGCGACCGUGCACUUGUGCACGUUCGGUGCAUUCGCACCAGGGAGUAGUAAAAUACGUACUACUCCCUGAUUUGCACAUCGUAGAUGUGCAGUGAAUGACAUAUUGCGCAUGCGCGCAUAAGUACGCGGAGCGUGCGACCUUCAGUGGCCCUGCGUGUGGAAAAGACGUAUACACCAGGUGUACACGUGUCAUUGUAGGGUGAUAUAGCCGACCUCAUAUACGCUGUACGGGGAGAUUAUUUCCUCAGUAUGUUGUAGGCAGUGCUGGAGGUGACGUGACGAUGGCGGAGCCAAGUGCAAAACGAUCUAGGCAGCCCAGACAGCCCACCUCGAGUGCCGUGCGUGGGUUUUUGAAAAAGUUUUCUUUGCCAGGUUCAGGCACUGAUCCUCUCGUCUUUUUCAGCAGCCAUCAUGACGAGCUCCGACAGGUUCUGCUCGAGGAGCUUCAGUCUCACCCUUUCAAGGUGGUUUUAGUUUUGAGGGUGGAGAUGACACGAGAGUCGGCCACGGGUAGUACGUCUGCCGUCCCGUUUUUUAGAAGUAGACCGGCUCGGAUCCUCAGCGAAGGGGACAUUGAUAGUGCAGUCAAGACGAUGGUGGCGAGGAUCACUGGUCUUAUUGAUAAGUGGAUGCAGAACGGAUCCAACUGGACCGUUUCUCGAGUGAGACAGCUGGAUGUGUCGACAGCAAAGUACACUCCUCUUCGAGGUGGUGCAGCUGCUAUCCCGCCGAAAUUAGAAAAAAAGAAGGCCAUCAUUAACGUAAAGAACAACGAUGACAGGUGUUUGAUGUGGGCGUUGUUGUCAGCGCUGCACCCCGUCGAACAGAAUGCUGAGCGUGCAUCCAAGUACACCCAGUAUGUUGAUGAGCUGCGGUUCGAUGGUGUGAUGUUCCCUGCAACGCUCCGUGAUGUACCCAAAGUGGAGUUACAGAAUGGUCUUGCAAUCAAUGUGUUUGGCUACGAGGGGAAUCUGUACCCACUCUAUCUCAGCGAGCGACAGGAGACUCCAAUCAACCUCCUUCUUCAUGACAACCACUUCACAUGGAUAAAAAACUUCAGUCGUGCAUGUGAGAAUAAGAACAAGCGGGCAACACACUACUGCUUGCGAUGCCUCUCCGCACACAAAACAGCAGACUCCCUGCAGCAUCACAGCGAGAGAUGUCAGGUGAUGAAGCCCGUGCCAGUCGUCAUGCCCACAGCAAAGGACAGAAUCCUCAAAUAUACAAAUUUGAAGCACAGGAUGGUGGCUCCAUACAUCAUUUACGCUGAUACGGAGGCCAUCAUUGAGCCGAUGGAGGAACAGCAUGGCAGCAGCACUGUACGCACAGCCCGUCAUGUACCAUGCAGCAUCAGAUAUGCUGCCAUCCGAUCCAACGGUGAAGUCCGUGGCGAGUUUGACGACUGCAGUGAGAAUGCCAUUCACAACUUUUUCGACAGUCUCAAAGAGUUGGAAGGCAGUAUCCAGGAGGAUUUGGCUGAUAUCAAGCCAAUUCGCAUGACGGCAGAACUGGAGCUUGAGUUUCAGAACGCAGUCAACUGCUGGAUAUGUGAUGAAGUACUUGGAGAAGAUCGUGUUCGUGAUCAUGAUCAUCUCACUGGCAACUACCGCGGUGCUGCACACUACCAGUGUAAUAUUCAGCUGAGUAUCUACCCAGAUCGCCAGAUCAUUCCGGUUGUGUUUCACAACCUGAAAGGGUACGAUGCUCACCACCUCAUCGCCCACAUUGGUAUGACCGAGGUUGAAGAGGUGGAGUACGAGGACUCUAACCAGCGUAAGCGGAUUAAGAAGGUUGGUGAGAUCAGUGUCAUCGCCAACAACAUGGAGAAAUAUAUUUCAUUCAAGUGGCGUCAGUACCGCUUCAUCGACUCCAUGGCCUUCUUGAACUCCUCUCUUGACUCGUUGGUGAGCAACACCCCGGAAGAUGCGCUCAAGCUUACUCGUACAUUGGCCCAUCAUGACCUUCUCCUGCGUAAGGGUGUCUACCCCUACGAGUACAUGGACUCCUUUGCUCGGUUUGAUGAGACACAGCUGCCACCUAAAUCAGCAUUUGAGUCUAGUUUGACUGGAGAAGGUAUCAGUGAUGCCGACUAUGCCCAUGCUCAGAACGUAUGGCAGACAUUUGAGUGCAGUACAAUGGAGACCUAUCAUGACCUCUAUUUGCAAACAGAUGUCUAUCUUCUACAAACAUGA